UAACAAAUAAAUAGCGCAUCUGAAGCACUGGAUCAGUAUUACGUGAGCCUGCGAAAUUUAUAACGAAUAACAUCAUUAUCUGAGUACAUCGUGAAGUCAUGGUAGAACCAGCGCAGUACAGUUUAUUUGAUAAUGAAUGCAAAAAAAAUGUAUCAUCUUUACUCAAUGAGUUCGCAAAAGAACUAAAAAAUAUAUCUGGAAAAUGUAUGGAUAUCGGUUCUGGCCCCGGAGAUAUAACGAAGGAGAUUCUUCUUCCAUUUCUUGAUCCAAACGCGACAAUGAUUGGUAUAGAUAUUAUGGAGAAAAUGGUUAAAUAUGCGAACGAAACGUACGGUGAUGGCAAACGACUCAAAUUCGAAGUGUUGGAUAUUCAAACUAAAAAUUUGCCCGAGAAAUACAUUUCGAAAUUCGAUCAUAUAUUCUCAUUUCAUACUUUACAAUGGUGUAAUGACAUUCGCCAAACUUUUAAAAAUAUUUAUUGUAUGCUUCGACCUGGUAAAACUAUGCUUAUAUUAAGCAUAGCGCAUCACACAAUAUUUUAUGAAUCUCUGAAAGUUAUAAUGCAAGAUAUGCGAUUUGCAUCAUACAUGAAGGACAAAAAAAAAUAUGCUGGAUUUCACCAUUCAGUCCAACCUGAUAAAGAGCUGAAAGAAAUACUUGAAAAUAUCGGAUUUCAAGUUCAUCAUUGCAGCCAUCGAGAGAUAAAUAGUUUUCUGAGUGUAAAAAAGUUUGUACCCAUGGUUAUCUCACAGCACAGUUUUGCAUUUUUGGAGCAAUUGUCGCAUAAGCUAAGGAUCGAAUUCCAGAAUAAAUUUACACGUAUAUGCGAGGAAAUGCAAAAUAAAGAAUACACAAGUAAACAAACUAAUGAUAAGCUAUACGAUGAUGAGAAAAAGGAGGAUCCUUUUAAUUAUACUGUGCUAGUAAUUUAUGCACAGAAGAAUGUUUCAUAAUUGUAUCAGUCUAUGAUGGGAAUCAAUCUAUUAUGGAAGAAAAAAAAAUUAUUCACGACUAACCGUGCUGUAAACAUAAGGUUAUUUUUC
Molecule: messenger RNA, 1043 nt
Organism: Camponotus floridanus (Florida carpenter ant)
Lineage: Eukaryota; Metazoa; Arthropoda; Insecta; Hymenoptera; Formicidae
Product: juvenile hormone acid O-methyltransferase
Exons: 6
Coding region: 99-953 (284 amino acids)
Source: RefSeq, a predicted model, not a curated record